AUGAGCAGCGCCGCUGCGAGUAGCGGUGUGGGUCCGCACGGCCAACAGAGCGAGCACGCUCAGAACGAAGUCAGCAGCGGGGGUGGAAGCGGGAAUGGCGGCGUGAACAGCGGCGGGAGUGGAAGCGGGAAUGGCAGCCAGGCGAACAAACCAGCCAGCGCGCGCAACGCGCCCCCAACGGAUGACGAGGAGAAGAGGAAAGUGUACCAACUGGUGUUCGACCUGUGCUACUCAGAUAAGAGGGAGAGUGCAUUACUAGAGCUGUCUAGAAAAAGAGAAACCUACCACGACAUUGCACCGGUGCUGUGGAAUUCCUUUGGAACAAUAACAACGUUGCUUCAAGAGAUCGUUUCUAUAUAUCCCCAGCUGUCACCUCCCUUACUAACCACAUCAUCAUCCAACCGCGUAUGCAACUCGUUGGCACUCCUCCAGUGUGUCGCUUCGCACCCCGAGACCAAGCAGCACUUCCUAAACGCACACAUCCCUUUGUUCCUAUAUCCUUUUCUAAACGCAGAAUCAAAAAAUAGACCGUUUGAAUAUCUACGCCUAACUUCUUUAGGGGUUAUUGGUGCAUUAGUUAAGGUCGAUAACCCCGACGUAAUUAAUUUUUUAUUGCAGACGGAGAUCAUCCCACUGUGCUUACGUAUUAUGGAGACUGGCAGUGAGCUGUCCAAAACAGUGGCCACCUUCAUCGUUCAGAAGAUCCUAAUCGACGAAUUAGGUCUCAACUACAUCUGUGCCACUCCGGUGAGAUUCUAUGCCGUCUCUACGGUCCUUUCUAAUAUGGUAAAUUCCCUCGUAGAGAAUCCCUCCUCUAGACUGUUAAAGCACAUUGUGAGGUGUUACCUACGGCUGUCCGAAAAUCCCAAGGCCUUGAAGGCACUUAGGGAGUGCCUCCCCGAAUCGCUGCGACAUGUGCACAAGGCUUUUAUUCCGUGCCUCAAGGAGGACCCCUACACCAAGAAGUGGCUGCUGCAGCUGCUCUACAAUAUUAACAGCGAGGAUGUCCUGCACGGCCAUGCUGGCGGGCAUGCUGGCGGUCAUGUUGGCGGCCAUGUUGGAAGCCAUGUUGGAAGCCACACCGCUAGCCACGCCGCUAACCACGCCGCUACCCACGCGGGAGCACACGGCGGCGUGGGCGGGGCACACCCUGGGGCGAGACAGGGUCUGCACAGUGCCGGCGCUUCGAAGGGCACCUAUACGGGAGUGAGCAUUCCGGCCAGCAUGAGCGAGGGUUCCUCCGCUGACCCGUCGCGUGGUGGUCAUGUUGGUGGGGCGCAUCCCACUGGAGGCCUCGUCUCCAGCAGCGGCAACUCCUUUAAGGACAAGGUGCACAUGGGCAGUGCGAGCAACCCCAACGUUAGCAGCAAAGCUGGCACGGUUAAGGCGAUGGCCAGCGCGAGCGCGGCACCCUCUAGCGCGGCAGCGAGUGCACUGGGUAAUGCUCCCCCGAGCGGCAAUGCCAUGAGCAGCGCUGCGAAUGGCGUGAAUAGCGCGAAUGGCGCAGCCGGAGUGACGAACAACCCCAGCAGCGGCAGCAACGGGACAAACGUCCCCGGCGCACACGAGGGAAGUAGCACUGCGAACAGCGCAGGAAAGGCUGGCAGCAAUGGGAAGACUGGCAGCAAUGGGAAGACUGGAAGCAAUGGGAAAGCUGGCAGCAAUGGGAAGACUGGAAGCAAUGGGAAAGCUGGAAGCAAUGGGAAAGCUGGAAGCAAUGGGAAAGCUGGAAGCAAUGGAGGCAGUGCCAACAACAACGGAAGCAACGCAGCCAGCGGACCCAAUCAUUAA
Molecule: messenger RNA, 1791 nt
Organism: Plasmodium vivax (malaria parasite P. vivax)
Lineage: Eukaryota; Apicomplexa; Aconoidasida; Haemosporida; Plasmodiidae
Product: cell differentiation protein rcd1, putative
Exons: 1
Coding region: 1-1791 (596 amino acids)
Biological process (GO): mRNA catabolic process; negative regulation of translation
Cellular component (GO): CCR4-NOT core complex; CCR4-NOT complex; P-body
Source: RefSeq, a predicted model, not a curated record